Schistosoma mattheei is the source of this 1990-nucleotide messenger RNA. The record is from the annotation of a GenBank genome assembly. NCBI's taxonomy places the organism in Eukaryota, Metazoa, Platyhelminthes, Trematoda, Strigeidida, Schistosomatidae.
UGCUGAUUACACGUGUUACACCACCGUAACGGUAUUAAGAAUCAUUAGUAACGUCAUAUGUAAUGAUUUUUAAUAGCGUUACACCACGAUGCCACUGGGUCGUUGUCCACCUAGCUACUCCUUCAAACCUUUUAGUGCGUCGUGGUUCUUUUUAUGUAUGUAAUAUUUAUUUUUGGUAAUAUAUUUUGCUGUAGUAUUCUCUAAAAGCCUAGUACAAAUUUCUUAUGUCGAAUUCAUUAACUUGUUCGUAUUAUAAUACUAUUAUAAUAACAAUGGUUGUAUGAAUUAUUUGCUGUUGCCUUAAACGUAGCACACAUUUCGUGAACACGCAGUCUGUGAAAACGAUGGAGCCAUCCCUUAUGUAGAUGAAUGUAGGUAAAUACAUUUGAUUGCUAACGCUCAUAUUAAAAAGUCUAUAUAAAUGUUGCUUAAGUAGCCAGUUUACAAUACUACAAGGUUGAUAUUGUGGUUUGUCGCUAUGCGGCACUUCUAACUGGUGGUUUUACGAUAAAAUGUACUACAGUGCAUUUUCCCUAAAUAAUUUGGGAAUCCGAGGAAAAUCCUCAGAACUGAGGAAAGUUUGGGAUUGAUGACGCAUUUCAACAAAGUGUUAUGUUGUUGCUUCUCUAGGAAUGAUAAAUGUUUCUCCAAAGAUUGAGUGUUGACGAUAUUAAAUACUGUCUUUGUUUAAUGACGUCAAUAGAAAACUAGUGACAGUAUUAAACGAUCGGAAAAAAGCCAAGUGCACUUGAAAGUGUAAUACCAUAUUCAAAAUCCAGCGAAAGGAGUGGUUCAUCUCCUCUACUGUCAUCAUUGCUAAGCCAUAUCACUUAAAGACACGGAAUAUAGUCUCACAAAUCGUGGUCAGUAACGCUGUCUAUCAAAAUACUAUUUGAUAGAUAAUCUAAACCAUUCUGUGACGAAAGUAUAAUUCGUACAGUAUUCAUUCUACUAGUCCAUCAUUAAUAGUGUUGCUGUAGGGCAAGUGUUUGCAAGAUUCAGCCACAAAGUCUCACCUGUUUGCUGUAAUACUUCCUUUUUUGACCAGGCGAUGUGAUCUAACACUUGUCUAUAUUGCAACAAUCACCAACUAUGAACCUCAUUUUAUGGUAGAAUAAGAUCAAGCUACUUUCUUGUUUCUAGACUAUUUUUUUAAUUAAACCACUACCCAAGUAGUUCUUAUUUAACUAGAUCAACUGUCUUGAAAGUUCAAGAAUUUUGUGGAAAUAAUAUUUGCGAUAAAAGGUGGGUUGUUUUGCUAAUAUUUUUUAGUUUCAUUUGCUAACAUACCAUCUGUCCUAUUUCAUUACAGGUUUAUAGCUAAAUUUUGAUGUCUGACUUAGCAGUAUGCCGGUUUGCGUACGAUGGGUUUGUUACCGCAGUACUAAAAAUAUUGGAAUCAGAUGGCGAAAAGUCGUUUGCUGGGCGAAAUCCUCUUCAUUGGGCGGCUUAUUGCAAAGAUCAGUCUAACUGGACUCCACUUAUGAUUGCUAUUUCCGCUGGACGGGGUAACGUAGCUUCAUAUCUUAUAGAGCAAGAGCAUGCUGAUGUAAAUGUAAUAAAUUCGACAGGUCAGUGCUGUCUUCACUAUUGUGCUUCUAAAAAUCGUCUUCAAUUGGUCAAACAGCUGUUAAAUGCUGGUGCGAAACCAGACGUAAAAGAUUGGGGAGGAGUUACACCGCUUCAUCGUGCAAUCGCCACAGAAAACCUAGAUAUAGCCAAACAUCUUUUAGACCAUACAAUCACUGAAAAUGAUGUUGGUAAUGAAGAAGGCUGCAAUAAACUGUUUUCAACGCUUGUUGAUUUAACUGACAAACAAGGCCAAACACCUCUACACUAUGCAUGCGAAGAAGGCAAUUUCCAAGCUGCAACUUUACUAAUGAAUUAUGGUGCCUCUAUAAAUCAUAAAGAUACAGAUGGCAGAACACCCAUAGAUGUUGCCCCGGACCAUUUGCGAAUGAAUUUGUUAAAACUAUUAAAAGCUAAAUAG